AUGAGCACCGCCUUUCGGCCCCCUUGGCCCACGGCUGUGGGCCCUUCGCGAAUGCUGCGAGUCAGCCUGUGGCGGGCAACGAGGGGCGACUUACUGUGCGCGCUGGCGCUGUCCGAGCUUCGUUUGGCCACAGUGUCCAAGCCGCUGUCCCUCGCGAGUUUUAAUGCCGGGCGGGGUCCGAGGGACCGAUGCGAUGCCCUGCCUCCCCAGCGCAGGUUGUUCAGAGCCGGAGCGUUCGUUGAUAACGCAGAGGCCGUGGAGAGGCGGCGUGGGGAUGCCGAUUCGCUCAUGAUUGGCGAACGAUCCCCGCCGCGCAGGGUGAUCAACCUCCCGGAUCCCGAGCUGCACGACGCUCAGGUGAAGCCGAAGACAAUGAAGAAACGGCGGAGGCGCGGCAAGCCCAGCAAGAAGGCUGUGAAGGACAGGCGCGGACUGCCCGUCCCUAGAACAGCGCCAAGACCAGCAAGGGAAAUGCAACAUGCAACUCCUGAGGCGGAAUUCAUGAUGAAGGUCCGUGAACUGAAGGUUUUCAAGUCCAAGUAUAUGGACUUGAACGUGCCAAAGACCUUGUGGGACAAUCAAGAGCUUGGCCUGUGGGUGGCAGAUCAGAAGAAACGACAGACACUGCGAUGGAUGGCAAUUGAGGAGAAAAAUGUCUUGGACAGCGUUGGAUUUGUCUGGAAGAAGAACGUGAACGAUGCGGAGUGGCAUAUGAUGCUGCAUGAAGCAAGGCGCUUCAAGGCAGUUUUCAACAAUCUGGAUGUGCCACAAAGAUGGAAGAGCGAAGAUUGGCCAGCUGUGUUCCCAAGGUGGUGGCAUCAACAGCCUGUGCUCUUUCAGCAGAGACGGCUGUCAGUUGACAAGGUCAUCAAGUUGAGAGUAAUCUUGGGCUAUGACCUGAAGAAAGUAGCGGGCGAAGAAAUCGCUGAUGCGGAAUAUGAAGAACAGCACCUGUCCCAACUGGAGUCCCAUGGCAGCCAGAACACGAUGGACUUCGAAGUUAUGGCCACUCAACUGCAGGAAUGGAAGGACAAAUACUACACAUGCCAUGUCCCAAGGAAGGUGCAUGAUGCAAGCGUGCUUGGUGAAUGGGUCCACCGCAUGAGGAGGAAAUAUAAGAAGAAGCUGUUGGAAGAAUGGCAGAUUCGGAAGCUGAAUGAGCUCAAUUUCGAAUGGAAGGUGCACCAGCUCGAUGCCAGGUGGUACAGUUUGUAUCAUCACCUCCGUCGAUAUAAAGCAAAGCAUGCCACAGUGGAAAUCCCUGAGGGUUUCGAUGAUCCCAGUGAGCCCAACUGGAUCGAGGCAUCGAGGUGGAUGGAAAGGCAACACAAGCUCUUCUUCAAGCAGAAACUCAGUCCACACAAAGUGCGGCUUCUGAAAGAUAUGGGCGUGGCACUUGACAAACCUUAUGGUCCUCUUAAGAUCAACCCAAUGAUUCAAGAGGUGGAUCCCAUCGGCUACAAAAAACUGAGAGAAAAGCAUGAAGAGAUGUUGAGAAAACGCAAGAAAGUCGAAAAGCGAGCAGCGAAGAAACGAAAGGAGGACAGAAUCAAGGAAAUGGAGAGGCAGGAACUCCUCAACUGGUACCUGCCGUUUGGAGACCCAAGAUUCAGAUGA
This is a messenger RNA of Ostreobium quekettii, 1617 nucleotides long. The record is from the annotation of a GenBank genome assembly. NCBI's taxonomy places the organism in Eukaryota, Viridiplantae, Chlorophyta, Ulvophyceae, Bryopsidales, Ostreobiaceae.